AUGCGUUACCGGGGAAACAGAUGCGCACGUUCGCGCUCGGACCUGUUGUUUGUAGGAUCAUCAAGCUCAGCGUUUCUGCAAAGCUACGGGAAUAAGUGAGUUUUUCCUGGAUUGGAUCACGUUUGGAGCAUCACUCGUGCGCUGCGCGUCUCCGCCGCUCAUCAGAUGAUGCUGCUGCGUGUUCACGGGUCCUCCUCCGGUACCACCGGCAUUACUCACGCACCGGCGGAGUGAGAACAGCUGAAGAUGAUACUCAGAUGAACAGGUCGGGGAAACUUUUUUCUGGAAGAUGUUCAGGGCAGUUUGGAUAUCUGAUGGCCGCGGCGAUGAGUUUGUUUAACGCAGCGGAGAAGGGAAUUUAACAGGUGCGUAAUUAUCACUCGAGCAUGAAUCCCACUGGCUUCUUGCGUCUUCUCCAGUUCAGAAGCUCUCUGGAGAUCACGCGGGGAGCGCGCUAGUUGAUGGCACUGCGCGCCGGAAGGACUUUGUUGUGGUUCGGGCAGGUUUUUCGCAGAGUUUCGCGGCUGCAGGGCUUGUGGUCCCGGCGCUCCAGCAGUCUGCUUUGUCUCUCCACCAGCCAGGACCACGAUCAAGGGACCUGUUACAACCGCAACCGGUGUCCGAAGACGCAGCAGCACUGCCCCUAUCCGCCCUUUACAGACUGCUGCUGCGCCUUCCCGGGGGAUAAGAGGGGACAUGAACCCCUCAGCCGCCGGUUCCUGCUGGCCAUGAAGAGGCAGAACGUGCGGACGCUGUCCCUGAUCGUCUGCACGUUCACCUAUCUGCUGGUCGGGGCCGCGGUGUUUGACGCGCUCGAGUCGGACUACGAGAUGCGGGAGAAGGAGCAGCUGGAGGCUGAGGAAAAGCGCCUUCAGGGCAAGUACAACAUCAGUGAGGAUGACUAUAAAAAGCUGGAGACCAUCAUCAUGGAGGCCGAGCCGCACAGAGCAGGGGUCCAGUGGAAAUUUGCAGGGUCCUUCUACUUUGCCAUCACUGUCAUAACCACCAUAGGUUAUGGUCAUGCGGCUCCAGGUACAGAUGCUGGAAAGGCGUUCUGCAUGUUUUACGCAGUGCUUGGGAUCCCUCUGACACUGGUGAUGUUCCAAAGCCUUGGAGAGAGAAUGAACACCUUCGUCAAAUACAUGCUAAAGCGCAUCAAAAAGUGCUGUGGGAUGCGCAUCACAGAAGUCUCAAUGGAGAACAUGGUCACCGUGGGCUUCUUUUCCUGCAUGGGAACGCUCUGCAUCGGCGCGGCAGCUUUCUCCCAUUACGAGGACUGGAGUUUCUUUCAGUCCUAUUACUAUUGUUUCAUAACGCUCACCACCAUCGGGUUCGGGGACUUUGUGGCCCUGCAGAAGAACAAAGCUUUGCAGAGAAAGCCACUUUAUGUGGCGUUCAGCUUCAUGUACAUCCUAGUUGGCCUGACGGUCAUCGGGGCCUUUCUAAACCUGGUGGUCCUUCGUUUCCUGACCAUGAACAGCGAGGACGAGCGGCGGGAUGCCGAGGAGAGAGCUUCCCUGGUGGGUAACCGCAGUAGCAUGAUCAUCCACAUCCAGGAGGACACGCUCCAGAGGAGUCGAAGGAGACGAGAACAGCAGCAGCAGCGCUACAGAUCCGAGGUCAAUGAUCUCCAGUCCAUUUGCUCCUGCAUGCACUACCAUUCGCACGAGUUUGGGAGCUCAGUUGGCCUCGGGUUGGGAAUGGGAGGAGGAGGAUGCAGCGGCGGUGGCGCAUUUCAGCACCAGAACUCGUUCGGCUCACAGUUGAGCCCCCAUCAGUACCAUCACUACCACUCAACAGUAUCCUACCGCAUAGAGGAGAUCUCGCCGAGCACCCUGAAAAACAGCUUCCUUCCCUCCCCCAUAAGCUCUGUCUCACCCGGGCUUCACAGCUUCACGGAAAACCUCCGGCUGAUGAGAAGACGCAAGUCCAUCUGAGGACCAACGGCAAAUGCUCUACACACAUAUCCAAUGCUGCUGCUCUACCAAACCUCAUUCUGGCACUUUUUUCGUCAUUUUCAGGCUCUUGCAAGAUGACGUCAGACCAGCAGGACAUUUUAUCGCUCGGUGGAUAUAUUGGAACUUUGUUAAAAAGCAUGAAGCAUGGAUGUCUAUUUUUGCAGAAAACAUCGCCUGGGCCUUCUUCGCCCUUUUGAGCAGCACCUCAGUGGAUUUGGAUAUAAUAAUACUACCCUGAUAUCUUAUCAGAUGAUGCACACUUGUGUUUUGAAUUAUACAGAGGGAGAUAUAUAUAUAUAUAUAUAUAUAUAUACAUAUACAUAUAAUUUUUUAAGGGACUUGUGAAAAUGUGCAUUUUAUCAAAUGGUGAGCAACCUCUGGUUCUUUCUUGAGAUUCAAGUGCCACAACACCGAAGGAGAAAUAACGAUAAAACUGAUUUGAAAAGGACUACACAGUAUCAGGUAUUGUUUUCUAUAAGCAAUUCUAUUUAAGAAAAAUAAGACAUUGAUUCACAUCAUGCCAAAAUAUUGUUGCCAACCAUAGCAUGUGCACUAGUUGUCGUUUGAUGUACGUCAUUGUUUCUGUU
Molecule: messenger RNA, 2545 nt
Organism: Carassius auratus (goldfish)
Lineage: Eukaryota; Metazoa; Chordata; Actinopteri; Cypriniformes; Cyprinidae
Product: potassium channel subfamily K member 9-like
Exons: 2
Coding region: 462-1937 (491 amino acids)
Biological process (GO): stabilization of membrane potential; potassium ion transmembrane transport
Cellular component (GO): plasma membrane
Molecular function (GO): potassium ion leak channel activity; outward rectifier potassium channel activity
Source: RefSeq, a predicted model, not a curated record